Molecule: messenger RNA, 1467 nt
Organism: Sphenostylis stenocarpa
Lineage: Eukaryota; Viridiplantae; Streptophyta; Magnoliopsida; Fabales; Fabaceae
Source: the annotation of a GenBank genome assembly
AUGGCUCCCCAAGAACAGCAACUCCACUUCGUCUUGUUUCCAUUGAUGGCUCAAGGCCACAUGAUCCCCAUGAUGGACGUCGCAAAAAUAUUGGUGCGACGCAAUGUUAUUGUGACUGUAGUCACAACACCACAUAAUGCAGCUCGUUUCACGUCAAUCUUUGAUCGUUAUGUUGAAUCUGGGUUUCAAAUCAGAUUAGUUCAACUUCAAUUCCCAUGCAAAGAAGCUGGAGUACCAGAUGGAUGCGAGAAUCUCGAUAUGAUACCUUCACUUGGCAUGGCUGCGGAUUUCUUCAAUGCAACAAACUUUCUUCGACAACCAGCGGAAAAACUAUUUGAAGAGUUAACACCGACACCAAGCUGCAUUAUCUCCGAUAUGUGUUUACCAUAUACAAACCACAUUGCAAAAAAAUUUAAAAUUCCCAGGAUUUCUUUUGUGGGAGUAAGUUGCUUCUAUCUCUUUUGCGUGUCUGCUAUACGCAUCCAUAAUGUCAUGGAGAGCAUAACUACAGAAUCGGAGUACUUUGAUGUGCCUGGUAUACCUGACAAAAUUGAAAUGACUGCAGCUAAGACAGGACUAGCAAUGAAUGAAGACAUGAAACAGGUUACUGAUACAUUGUUUGAAGCUGAAAUGGAAGCUUACGGGAUGAUCAUGAAUUCUUUUGAAGAGUUGGAGCCAGCAUAUGCAGGGGGAUACAAGAAGAUGAGAAAUAAUAAACUGUGGUGUUUGGGACCACUAUCAUGUAGCAACAAGGAUCACUUGGAUAAGGCUCAAAGAGGUAAAAUGGCCUCAAUCGAGGAGUGCCACUUGAAGUGCUGGCUUGAUUGUCAAAAGCCAGGGACUGUAAUCUAUUCAUGCUUUGGAAGCCUAUGCAAUUUAACAGCACCACAGUUGAUAGAGCUUGGUUUGGCCUUGGAAGCAUCAGAAAGACCCUUCAUUUGGGUAAUCAGAGAAGGAAGUCAUUCAGAAGGAUUGGAAAAGUGGAUUGAGGAAUAUGGAUUUGAGGAAAGGACAAAUGCUAGAAGCCUUCUUGUUCGGGGAUGGGCUCCUCAAUUGUUAAUAUUAUCACACCCUUCUAUAGGAGGGUUCAUAACACACUGUGGCUGGAACUCUACCUUAGAAGCAAUAUGUGCUGGUGUUCCAAUGGUUACGUGGCCACUUUUUGGUGACCAGUUCUUGAAUGAAAGUCUAGUGGUGCAGGUGCUAAAAGUUGGAGUUAAGGUUGGAGUUGAGAGUCCUGUAACAUGGGGAGAAGAAGAAAAAGUUGGUGUGUUGGUGAAGAAAGAAGAUGUUGAAGGGGCAAUAGAAACGUUAAUGGAUGAGACAAGUGAAAGUGAAGAAAGAAGACAAAGGGUCAAGGAGCUUGCAGAAAUGGCUAAAGGAGCUGUAGAGAAAGGGGGAUCCUCUUAUUCAAAUGUGACCUUGCUUAUCGAUGAUAUAAUGCAAAAAAUCAAACAUAAUGCAUGA